AUGACCGAAGUUGCCAAAGCAAAGCAACGCUUUUCCUCUCCUGCAGAUUUUGCUACAUGGUGUGAACAAGCUUUAGUCCUUGAGAAGGAAGCUGAAGAUGAGGAGACAACUGAACUUCUAAAGUCAUGUUCCCAGGCAGAGCUGCAAUCCCGAGGAAUUGCCAUUUUGAAACUUCGGGUUGCGGAGCAAUCUACGGCCUUGUACGGCAGGGCAUGCGUCUCUUUGGAAAGAGCCAAUGGGGAUUUGCCUGCUCACAAGAUCAGUCAUGGUGACAUUGUGGGUCUAUUCGAUCAAACAGCCCGGCCACUGGUGAAAACCAUCCCUUUGGGGACUGCAGUGGUCACCCGAAUCAGAACAGCUGCCAUCCAAUUGGCAUUUGAUGGAGAUGUGCCCAUUGAAAUUUUGGAUGGGCGACUGCUGAACUUGGCCCUGGUUUCAUCAGAUGUCACCUUGAAACGCUACCGAGAGGCCUUGGACCUGUUGAAGGGUGGGGCACAAUCAAGUCCGGCCUGCCAGUUGGUCGAUGUCUGCUUCGGCGAUGCAAAGCCACGGUUUUACGAACAGAAGAGCGAGGGCUGUGCUCGUCCAGAUGCUGUGGACUGCACUUUCUUGGCUGAUUCCAGCAGCCGGUUGAAUGAACCACAGCAAGCUGCAGUGGUGAAGGCCAUGUGUGCAGCAGAUGUUUCGAUCAUCCAUGGACCACCAGGGACUGGCAAGACCACCACCUUGGUGUCAUACAUUUUGGAAGCGGUGUAUCGCAAGCAGCGGCUCUUGGUCACGGCAUCUUCCAAUGUGGCAGUGGACAAUCUCUUGGAGAGGCUGGCUGAUGCGGGAUGUCAAUCCCUAGUACGCCUAGGGCAUCCUGCUAGGGUGCAGGAGAAUAUCCACAGGUUCACCAUGGACAAUGUGGUCUAUGGAUCUGACCAGGCUGAACUUUGCAGGGACAUCAAGAAGGAGAUUGAUGACAUUUUGAAGAAAAGCAGCUCGAAAUCGAAGAAAAACGACAAAUCUGGUGAGGACAAACCUCGCUGGGGCGCUCUCAAGGAGUUGAGGACGGAGUUGAGACAGCGCGAGAGACGGGCAGUGGCUGAGGUUCUGAAGCACACACAGGUGGUCUUCGCCACCUGCACUGGAGCUGCUGUGCUUCACCGUGAGAUGCGCCGCAGCGGGGCCGCGGAUCCCAAGAGCCUGCAGUUCGAUGUGGUGGUCAUCGAUGAAGCCGCUCAGGCAUUGGAGGUGGGCUGUUGGAUUCCCUUGUUGCUGGGGAAGAAAGCGGUCCUGGCGGGUGAUCAUCAGCAACUUUCUGCCUGUGUAAAGUCCAGCUCUGCACAGCAACAAGGCUUGGAUCAGACCCUUUUUGGGCGCCUCAUCGACCGCUUCGGGGAUGACGUGGCGGCCUUGCUGUCCAUCCAAUAUCGCUCCAAUGAGAUCAUCAUGGGAUGGUCCUCCAGGUCCUUCUACGACUCCAAGCUGUUGGCAGCCAGCUCCGUGGCGCAUCAAACCCUGAAGUUGCAGGAAGCACCAGCAGCCAACAUCACCAGUGAAGUGGUGGAGGUUUUGAUGGCGCCCAUGCUGUUUGUAGAUACUGGGAGUUUGGCCAUGUACCGUGAAGAUGGUGGAGAACCUGGGGCGGGAGGCUUGCCAACAGAUAUCCAUCAAUCAAGAUGCAACCAGGGAGAAUCCCGAUUCCUGCUCCACUAUGCCAAGACCUUGGUGAAGGCUGGUUUGAGUCCAUCCGCCAUCACAGUGAUCACACCAUACAAUCGGCAAGUGGAGCAGCUUCGCAGUGACUUUGGGGAAGAUGCAGAAGCGGAGAAAAUGGGAUUGGCUCCCCGGAUAAGCACUGUGGAUUCGUUUCAGGGACAAGAAGCCGACGCAGUGUUGAUUUCCCUGGUGCGCUCCAAUGAGCACGGGGUCGUUGGCUUUCUCUCGGAUUUCCGACGUCUCAAUGUGGCAGUGACGCGCGCAAGGAAGCAUGUGAUGAUUGUGGGAGAUGCCAGCACGAUCUCGAAGGAUGAUGUUCUGAGCUCCUUGUAUGAAUAUGCAUGUGACCAUGGACGAGUUGCAUUUGUGCAACAACUUCUAGAUGAAGAUGGAGGGAUCCCUGCAGAUCCGGCCACGGCACAAGCAAUUCAAGAGGAGCGCCAGAGAGCUCUUGCCAAAACAGUUGGUGCCAUGAAAGAGAAGCGAGACGACAAGGCCGAGAGGGAGGAGCAGCUGCGUCGACGUUUCGAGCACCAACUUCGACCUUUGACGGCUUCGAACUCCGGCAGUGCUGGCAGUGGAAAGUCUCACAUUGAACUGCCGAAGACUUUGAAUCCCUACGAAAGAGCUAUUGCACACGAGGUAGCUAAAACUCUGGGUUUGAAGCACGAAUCUAGAGGUGAGGGGAGUGAUCGGCGCCUGGUGGUCUGGAGGGAUGGUGAAAUACCACCUGAAACACCCAGCAGGGAGCAGCGACCUUCAGCCCAAGCUGCAGUCGAGCGCAAAGACGAGGAGGAGACCGUCAUGGAUGCGUUUGAAAGAAGAGCAAAGACUCUGAUGUCAUCCUUAGGUCCAGGCAAGGCAGCUGAAUGGAAGAAUCCGACCGAGGAGGAAAUUGCGGUGUUGCAACGGUUAGCCAGUGAUCUUCAGCUGCAGAUCGUGCAGGAGGAGAGCGGCAAGAAGCGGCGAUUUCAAGUGCAGGCUCCUGGUGAAGCCGAGACUUCCAAGGUGGAAGCUGAGAAGGUCAAGGUGUCCAAGUUGAAAGAACAUGACACUGCGGCAAAGCCCGCAGCUUCUGCAGCUUCUGCCGCUGCAUCAUCAAUGUUGGCAGGAUUGCAUGCUGAGAGGUUACAACGGCAACAGGCUCAAGCUGCCGAGCGAACAAAAGAGUUGCAAAAAGCGCAGAACGAAAUCAAACAAGCGAAGAAGGCUGCAAAAAAGGAGAAAGCGAAAGCUCCCACGGCUGACGACGAUGACCUCGAUGCCCUGCUGAUGGAAUUCUCAACUCAGGAGCGAACUUGCAAUUUCGCUGGCUGCAAGGAGAAAAUCAAUACCCUCAUGGAUGCGAUCUCAAAGUGCCGGUACUGCAACAGCCGCUUUUGUUUGAAGCACGCGCAGGCAGAAGUGCACGGUUGUGGAGAACAGGCACACCGUGCCGAGCAAAAGAAGUGGAAGGAGACGCAGACUGCAGCCACUUCUCGAGGUAGCGGCCUCGUGAACAAGUCUGCGGGCAAAGAUGGUCGAGGUGCCUUGGUGAACAAACUACAAGAGAAGGUGAAGGAGCAGGAAGCUGGUCGAACUGCCAAGAAGAAAGACAAGAAGUGAGAAAAUGCGGGCACCUUGAGCAGGACAGCUGAAGCCAAAGACUGCCUUCAGAAA
Molecule: messenger RNA, 3363 nt
Organism: Cladocopium goreaui
Lineage: Eukaryota; Dinophyceae; Suessiales; Symbiodiniaceae
Source: the annotation of a GenBank genome assembly